Bactrocera tryoni is the source of this 2454-nucleotide messenger RNA. RefSeq names its product protein krueppel. The transcript is spliced from 2 exons. Bases 223 to 1884 code for a protein of 553 amino acids. The record is from RefSeq and is a predicted model, not a curated record. Gene Ontology annotation, cellular component: nucleus. Lineage: Eukaryota; Metazoa; Arthropoda; Insecta; Diptera; Tephritidae.
ACUAUGAGACAAUUAUAUUAAUUCACGUACAAAACUACCUCUAAGUACAAAAAGUGCUCAUAAGAAAAUAAUCAACAAGUUAACAUAACAACCUCAAAAUAUUAUUUUUCGGCAAAGAAGAGACAAGUGUUUUAUUAAGUUCAAGUGCGGAAAUUAAACAAAUAUAAUUCAGCAAUUGCUGAGUUAGUAUCACCUAUUAAAAGUAAAUCGCUAGUAGACAUAAUGGCAAUAUCGAUAUUUCAGGACGCCCAGACACGAGGCUUAGCUGCGGCAUUAGCUGGGAUCAAACGCGAAGAUGUAGAUGUGCAUAAUGCUUUGUCCAUGUCGCCGCCAAUGUCCGCAAAUACAUCUGCCAACAAUUUGUAUCCCGGACUCCAGCACGCCGCCACUGCAACUGCUUUUGGUAUAUUAUCGCCUUCACAACUAUUAGCUGCAAAUCGCCAAGCUGCUGCCGCACUUAUGGCAUCUCAGUUGUUUCCCCAACAUCCUGCAAUAUUUGGUCAAAUGUGGUCCAAUGCGGUUCCUCAUAUUCCAUUAAACACCAGUCAACAUUCGCCACCAACAAGUCCACAUUCGCCAGUUACAGCGACGACUCCCUCAAAUGGCGGAAAACACAGCCAAAGUAUAUCACCCACAUGUUCUGCACAAAGUGAACUAUCUACAAAAAAAACACGCAAAAUCGCGGUCAAGAAGGAUUUGAUUUCUCCUCCAAUGGAAAUGUCGAUGAAUGUUAGCGAUUUGUAUAGUCCUGCCGGUCCAAUAUCACCACCAUCAUCUGGCUCUUCUCCGAACUCAGCUCAUGACCCCCAUAACCGUGCCGAUGCUACCAUCGCUAAUUCUGCGUCAAAAGAUACCUCCCGUGACAAGAGCUUUACAUGUAAAAUCUGUUCACGGUCCUUUGGAUACAAACAUGUCUUGCAAAAUCACGAGCGUACUCAUACAGGUGAAAAGCCUUUCGAAUGCCCUGAAUGUCAUAAGCGAUUCACCCGUGAUCACCAUCUAAAGACCCACAUGCGCUUGCACACUGGCGAAAAACCCUACCAUUGUUCACACUGUGACCGCCAGUUUGUGCAAGUGGCAAAUCUCCGUCGUCAUCUGCGUGUUCACACCGGCGAGCGGCCUUAUGCUUGUGAAAUUUGCGACGGAAAAUUUAGUGAUUCAAACCAGCUUAAAUCACAUAUGUUGAUACAUAACGGCGAGAAACCAUUCGAGUGCCCUGAAUGUCACAUGAAAUUCCGUAGACGCCAUCACUUGUUGAAUCACAAAUGUGGUCAGACAACAAUUUCCAGCUUACAGUCACCGCCAACUUCUCCAGAUGCAGCACUAAGCCCCGGUGGUCUCAGUGGCGAUUAUGGGCUAUGUGACCAGAAGUCAGUUAUGGGGUCUAGCUACGGUUCGGAAGAGUCAAUGGAAGUCGGUCGUCCCGCCAAUAUCUCGGUCUCUUCCUAUGAACUUAUGGAACAUCAUCACAACAGUCAUCUCCAUACCACUUCAUCGUCCGUUGGUACUUCGUUAAGUAUCGCCGAAUCUUACGUAGACGAUGAAGAUGAUGAGGAAACUCCCCUCGAUCUAUCUGAAAGUGACAUGAGCAUUGAUGUUGGACGGAAUUGUUCCAAGGGAUCCCAAGACCUUUACCACAUUUUUCGCUUGCCAACUCAAAUCAUGCAUAGUGAUAUUCCUGAACAAACUGAACCUGAAGACCUGAGCAUGCAUCGAAACAACAAUUCCUCUUCGAUAACUUUUGCAACCAACGAGAACCCCUCAUCUGAGUCUAUGACAAUGUUGCAUGACGAUACUGAUUUUGAUGACCUAGAUGAUGCCACCAUGCACUAUAUGCGACAACAUCAUUUUCCCAAUAUAAAACAAACCACUCUAAUGGAGUAGGAAGAGGUGAUGUCAAGGCAGAAAGAGCAGAAACCAUUUCUUUCAAUAUUGCGGGCAAUGGGUGGAAAUCCAUUUUUACAGCUUCCGGCACUUCUACGCUCCCUAACGGCAAUAAUGGGAUAUAACGGUGGCCCUCGACCAGAUAUUCACCAUAGUUGAAAAGUAAAAUAAAUCACACUUUGAUGCUAGGUACUCUCCAAAAUGAGCAGAGUUGACUUUGUUUCCGUUAGCUAGUACAACUUGGGCUAAUAUAGUAUAUCUACAUUUGAGUAUACAAAAGAAUCAAUAUGAGAAUUUAAACUAGUUAUAAUAGGGACUAAAAUAUUUGAAUUGUAAAUAUAUCUGUGUAGUUAAUUGUUAAAGUGAGCUUGAUGAAUUCAACGACGCCUCUUGCGCUCAGUUGUCGUCCCGAUCUUCCCUUUUAAACCCACAUUGUUAAAAAACAGAAAAAUAAAUUAGAAUAUACGAGUAUGGCUAAACUUUAUUAGCCGACCUGAAGACGAUUAUUUAUUUGUUACUCAAGCUGAUUAUAUUAAAAGAUUGUAAAUAUAUGUAUAUGUAAAUUACGAA